GAUCUGUAUCGACUGACGUGCUGCUUGAGGAAUCUCAAGUGGAAUAUCGUUCUGAGACAGACUUGAAGGUCCGAGGAGCCUGGAAGCACGAGAGGAAGCUUUUAACAGGUAAGAGGUAGGAUGGUGGCUGCAGAGGGCAGUAUGCACAGCCCUGCCCUGGCCUGCUGGCAACCCAUUCUGUUGCUGAUCCUGGGAGUGGUGCUGUCUGGAAACGCUAUGGGCUGCCCAGCUCGCUGCGAGUGCUUGGCGCAGGAGAGAUCGGUGGUGUGCCAUCGGAAGCGUUUCAUCACCGUACCCGAGGGGAUCCCCACCGAAACCAGAUUGCUGGAUCUCAGCAAAAACCGUAUCAAGACCAUUAACCAGGACGAGUUUGCUGCAUACCCACUGCUCGAGGAGCUGGAGUUAAAUGAAAACAUUAUCUCAACCAUUGAGCCGGGAGCCUUCAACAACCUCUUAAAUCUGAGGUCCCUGGGGCUGAGGAGCAACAGACUGAAACUCAUACCUCUCGGGGUCUUCACCGCACUCAAUAACAUGACUCAGUUGGACAUUAGUGAGAAUAAGAUUGUCAUUCUGCUGGACCACAUGUUCCAGGACCUGUACAACCUCAGGUCCCUGGAAGUGGGUGACAAUGACCUGGUCUACAUCUCUCACCGAGCGUUCAACGGGCUACAUAGUUUGGAGCAGUUGACUUUGGAGAAGUGCAACCUGACCACCAUCCCGACCGAAGCUCUGUCCCAUUUGCACGGUCUCUUAGUCCUGAGGCUUCGACACUUGAACAUCAAUGUGAUCCAGAACUACUCGUUCAAGCGUUUGUACCGCCUGAAGGUUUUGGAGGUGUCUCACUGGCCGUUUCUAGACACCCUGGCUUCCAACUGCCUCUACGGCCUGAACCUCACCUCGCUGACGAUAAGUAACUGUAACCUGACGUCGGUCCCUUACGUGGCAAUUCGACACUUGGUUUAUCUGAAAUAUCUCAAUAUGUCCUUCAAUCCCAUCUUGACAAUUCAAGGACAUUUGUUGCAGGACCUACUCCGGCUGCAAGAGCUCCAUCUGGUUGGAGGGCAGUUAACCACCAUCGAGCACUAUGCUUUCCAGGGACUCAACUACUUGAGGGUCCUCAAUGUGUCCAGCAACUACCUGACCACAUUGGAGGAGGCGGCCUUCCACUCGGUGGGCAACCUGGAGACCCUCAUCAUUGACAAUAACCCUCUGGCCUGCGACUGCCGGCUGCUGUGGAUCUUCAGGAGGCGAUGGAGGCUGAACUUUAACAAGUGGCAGCCAGUGUGCGCCAGCCCAGAGAUCGUUCAGGGCAAGGAGUUCAAGGACUUCCCCGAUGUCCUACUGCCCAACUACUUCACGUGCAGGAAGGCUCGCAUCCGGGACAAGAAGCCCCAGCGCGUCUUCGUGGACGAGGGGCACACGGUGCAUUUUGUGUGCAGGGCGGACGGAGACCCACCACCGGUCAUCUUAUGGGUGGCACCGAGAAAGCACCAUAUCUCCAGCAAGACCAACGGGAGGCUGACGGUCUUUCCAGACGGCACGCUCGAGAUUCGCUACGCCCAGCUGCAGGAUAACGGCAGCUAUCAGUGCAUCGCCAUGAACGCUGGGGGUAACGACAGCACCACUGCCACUCUGCACGUCCGAGGCUACUCACCAGACUGGGCUCAUCAGCCAAACAAAACAUUUGCGUUUAUUACCAACCAGCCCAAUGACAGCAAUGCCAACAGCACGCGUUCCUCCUUGCCUUUCCCGUUCGACAUAAAGACGCUCAUCAUAGCGACCACCAUGGGUUUCAUUUCCUUCCUGGGAGUGGUCCUCUUCUGCCUGGUCCUCCUGUUCCUCUGGAGCAGAGGCAAGGGCAAUACCAAACACAACAUCGAGAUCGAGUACGUGCCCAGGAAAUCAGACGCAGGCAUCGGGACCUCCGAUGCCCCGCGCAAGUUCAACAUGAAAAUGAUCUGA
Molecule: messenger RNA, 1962 nt
Organism: Callorhinchus milii (elephant shark)
Lineage: Eukaryota; Metazoa; Chordata; Chondrichthyes; Chimaeriformes; Callorhinchidae
Gene: lingo1a
Product: leucine rich repeat and Ig domain containing 1a
Exons: 3
Coding region: 121-1962 (613 amino acids)
Cellular component (GO): extracellular matrix
Molecular function (GO): protein binding
Source: RefSeq, a predicted model, not a curated record